Messenger RNA from Papaver somniferum (opium poppy), 486 nucleotides. RefSeq names its product protein MAINTENANCE OF MERISTEMS-like. Bases 1 to 486 code for a protein of 161 amino acids. The record is from RefSeq and is a predicted model, not a curated record. NCBI's taxonomy places the organism in Eukaryota, Viridiplantae, Streptophyta, Magnoliopsida, Ranunculales, Papaveraceae. The transcript has 2 exons.
AUGGAUAUGUUCAAGGGAACCAAGGAAAAAGAAGAGAAAGGAACUUUAACCGAUGAGCAAGUCAACCACGCGGCCACUGCAUAUCUCCUAUGUGUAUUGGGAUGUGUCAUUUUCCCCAAUACCAGUGGCAAUCGGGUAGACGCCAACCUUUUACAACUUCUGGAUCCUCUCGACAAAGUGCAUGAGUACUCUUGGGGCACGGAAUGCCAUGCGUGGUUGAUGGAAGAGUUGAGAAAGGCGUCGAGGGUUGGAAUUAGCCAAGUGGCCGGGAACGUGAGUCUGCUACAGGCAUGGAUCUACGACCACUUCCCUAUCUUGAAAUUGUCCAUUGACCCGGCGUGGAAGAAAGGCGAUCCUAGAGGAACAAAGUAUGUCUUCGAUGACAAACAUUCUAGGACGAAGGAGCAGCAGCUGAUUCGUUUGAGGGAGGUUUUGGACUCACUGACAACCCAAGACGUAUGCUUUGAUCCGUACAAGGAAGACUGA